AAAUAGACCAAAAGGAUUCAAUGUACAGAGAGCCGGCUCUGGUAAAGUGCAGCCGGAUCUGGUGUAUGGAAGUGCAGAGAGCCAGCUCUAGAAGUUGCAGCCGGCUCUACAGGCAAAAAUUUGAAGACCGUUCUUUGGCGCACACGGAGAAAAGACGCAAAGCCGGCUCUGGCUUUGAAGCCGGCUUGAGUGAUCUUGGGGAUGUGUUGAUUCCUUCAAGAGUGAUCUGAAGAGAGGAUCUUUGGGGUUAAAGUGUAAAGGGGUGAGAUUUGAGAGAAACCCUUCUUCUUGUAAAGGAUUGAGUGGCUCCUUUAAGCCACCAUUGUUUUUGCUAGUGGAGAGUGUGGAGGAAAUCCUUGGUGAGUGAAGCCAAGGUAGAGGACUAGGUUCCAAGUGGUUGGACCGAACCUCUAUAAAAUCAUUGUGCAAUC
Molecule: messenger RNA, 431 nt
Organism: Rubroshorea leprosula
Lineage: Eukaryota; Viridiplantae; Streptophyta; Magnoliopsida; Malvales; Dipterocarpaceae
Source: the annotation of a GenBank genome assembly